GCUCCCAAGGCGUCUCACACAGCGAUUUUCCCUGCUUCUCCCUACCACUCGCCGUGCCCCCCUGGCCUGGGAUCCAAAGCGCGCGCCGAGGAUCCCCACACAAAACAAGAGAUCACCUCAGAUCCUUCCCAGGGUCGGGACGGUCCGUUUUGUCACGUUUUUCCCUCUUCCCAAAGGCAUCCCGCAUUUUUUUUGACCCACCGGGUCUGUGCAGCGAUCCAGAAACGCGCCGGGGUGUGUUUUUUUACCCCCCUCCCCAAACCUUCCCUUGCGAGUUCAAGAAGCGUUUUUACGCGCGGGCCUGGCUUCUUCCGGAGCGGGAAGAGCGCAGGAGAGCGGGAACCGCCUCUGCCUCGCGGCUUAAUCUCCUCCCUAGGGAGGUCGAGGCAAGAUCUCCGGAUGCCUCGGGAAGGCUAGCGGACGUGCGGGACGUGCGGGAAGGGAUCCCUUUUCGGGGAUGGCCGGAGGGCCCUCCUCCCCUUCCUGCUGAGAGAAGGAGGCGACGGGGGUCCGCCAGCCGGCGAGGUUUCUUUGCCAGCCCUGCCUGGCCAUCUCGCCCGGCUCAGCCAAUGGCAGCGCAGGAAGGGGGCAGGUUUUCGACUUAGUCACUCUCGCGUGGAGGAAAGGCAGAGAAAGGAGCAUCGUUUUUUCCCCCGGCGGGGUUGAGGACGGGACCUCUGUGGUCUUUUUUUUCCUUCUCGUGGUCAGAGAGCCGGGAAGCGGCGCGCCUCCUUCUCCAUCCUCCCCCGCCCAGCUUCUGGGUUGCCUUCUCUCUCGGGGCUUCUGUCUGGCAAAGCCGCCUGGGACUCCCCUCAGAUUGCAGGAUGAUCGCUGCUCAGCUGCUGGCCUAUUAUUUCACCGAAUUAAAGGAUGAUCAGGUCAAAAAGAUUGAUAAAUAUCUAUAUGCCAUGCGGCUGUCGGAUGAAACUUUGCUGGAUAUUAUGGGUCGCUUCAGGAAUGAAAUGAAGAAUGGCCUCUCUAGGGAUUUUAACCCAACAGCCAGUGUAAAGAUGCUGCCUACCUUUGUAAGGUCUAUUCCUGAUGGCUCAGAAAAAGGAGAUUUCAUUGCUCUGGAUCUUGGUGGCUCUUUCUUCCGAAUUUUGAGAGUAAAAGUCUCACACGAGAAAAAGCAGAUGGUGCAAAUGGAAACUGAGAUUUACGAAACGCCAGAAGAUAUUACGCACGGCAGUGGCACACGGCUUUUUGAUCAUGUUGCUGAAUGUCUGGGAGACUUCAUGGAGAAACAAGAAAUUAAGGACAAGAAAUUACCUGUUGGGUUCACAUUUUCAUUCCCAUGUAGGCAAUCUAAACUAGAUGAGGGUUUUCUGAUUACCUGGACAAAACGUUUCAAAGCAAGUGGUGUCGAAGGAGCUGACGUAGUGAGUCUCUUAAACAAAGCUAUCAAGAAACGUGGGGAUUAUGAUGCGGACAUCAUGGCAGUGGUUAAUGACACUGUUGGGACAAUGAUGACCUGUGGAUUUGAUGACCAGCGUUGCGAAGUUGGCUUAAUUAUCGGUACUGGUACAAAUGCCUGCUAUAUGGAAGAAAUGAGGCACAUUGAUCUGGUGGAAGGUGAUGAAGGCCGCAUGUGCAUCAACACCGAAUGGGGUGCAUUUGGAGAUGAUGGCUUAUUAGAAGACAUCCGGACUGAAUUUGACAGAGAGAUUGAUCGGGGUUCCCUUAAUCCUGGGAAGCAACUAUUUGAAAAGAUGGUCAGUGGAAUGUACAUGGGUGAACUUGUCAGGCUUAUCCUUGUAAAAAUGGCCAAAGAAGGUCUCCUUUUUGAGGGGCGAAUCACUCCUGAACUUUUGACCAAAGGGAAAUUGGAAACUAAGGAUGUUUCUGCCAUAGAGAAGAGCAAGGAAGGUUUGCAUAAAGCCAAAGACAUACUAACACGUCUUGGGGUUGAGCCUUCCCAUGAAGACUGCAUCGCUGUCCAACACGUGUGCACCAUUGUGUCGUUCCGCUCUGCAAACUUGGUGGCAAGUACUCUGGGUGCUAUCCUGAGUCAGCUGCGAGACAAUAAAGGAGUUGGCCGGCUGCGCACCACGGUGGGGGUGGACGGAUCCCUUUACAAGAUGCAUCCGCAAUACGCCAGGCGCCUGCACAAAAUGGUGCGACGCUUAGUGCCUGAUUCCGAUGUGCGUUUCUUGCUCUCUGAGAGUGGCAGUGGAAAGGGGGCAGCUUUCGUGACCGCAGUAGCCUAUCGGCUGGCAGAGCAGCACCGGUUGAUUUCAGAGACCCUGGCAGAAUUCAAGCUCACCAACGAACAGCUGCUUCAGGUGAAGAAGCGGAUGAGGAUUGAGAUGGAGGCCGGCCUCAAGAAGAAGUCACAUGACCAUGCCAAGGUCAAGAUGCUGCCCACCUUUGUCCGCAGCACCCCUGAUGGGACAGAGAAUGGAGACUUCCUGGCUCUGGAUCUUGGUGGGACAAAUUUCCGUGUUUUGCUGGUGAAGAUCCGAAGUGGUAAAAGAAGGAUGGUAGAAAUGCACAAUAAAAUAUAUUCAAUCCCUGUAGAAGUUAUGCAGGGGACUGGAGAUGAGCUGUUCGAUCACAUUGUCUCCUGCAUUUCGGACUUCCUGGAUUACAUGGGAAUAAAAGGAGCUUGCCUCCCUCUGGGCUUUACGUUUUCUUUCCCCUGCAAACAGACCAGCCUAGAUUGUGGUAUCCUUUUGAAUUGGACCAAGGGCUUUAAGGCUACUGACUGUGAAGGAGAGGAUGUUGUUAAUUUACUAAGAGAUGGAAUUAAAAGAAGAGAGGAAUUUGAACUGGAUGUUGUGGCUGUAGUGAAUGAUACAGUUGGAACUAUGAUGACUUGUGCCUAUGAAGAUCCGAAUUGUGAAAUAGGACUCAUUGUGGGAACUGGGAGCAAUGCCUGCUACAUGGAAGAAGCCAGAAAUGUUGAAAUGGUAGAGGGAGACCAGGGCAGGAUGUGUGUGAACAUGGAAUGGGGCGCCUUUGGGGACAACGGAUGCCUAGAUGAUAUCAGGACAAUCUAUGACAAAGCUGUGGAUGAAUAUUCACUAAAUAGUGGCAAGCAAAGGUAUGAGAAGAUGAUCAGUGGAAUGUAUUUAGGGGAAAUUGUCCGUAACAUUUUGAUUGACUUCACAAAAAGAGGAUUCCUCUUCAGAGGUCAAAUUUCAGAAACACUGAAAACUAGGGGCAUUUUUGAAACCAAGUUUCUUUCACAGAUUGAGAGCGAUAGAUUAGCGUUGCUUCAGGUCCGUACCAUCCUCCAGCAGCUUGGCCUGAACAGCACUUGCGAUGACAGUAUAAUUGUGAAGGCAGUAUGUGGAGCUGUGUCGCGGAGAGCAGCUCAGCUGUGUGGCGCUGGAAUGGCUGCUGUUGUAGAUAAAAUAAGGGAGAACAGAGGCUUGGAGCAUCUGGACGUAACAGUGGGCGUAGAUGGCACACUAUACAAACUUCAUCCACACUUUUCAAAGGUCAUGCACCAAACAGUAAAGGAUCUGGCGCCCAAAUGCAACGUGACAUUCCUGCUUUCAGAAGACGGCAGCGGCAAAGGAGCCGCCCUUAUCACUGCGGUGGGAUGUCGAUUGCGCGAUGCAGAGCACAACUGAACUCUGAUCCCUGGGCUGCUUAUGACUUCCAAGCACUUUCUUGACAAACAGCAGUUCUGUAGUCUGAACUGGCGGGGAGAGCCCAGAAUUCACUGCUUGGUGGAAGAGUUGGGGUUUAAGAAAAAAAAAAAGUAAAAUAAAAAAUAGAAUGCUGAUUAAGUAUGCUGUUGCUGAUAAUAUCUUCUACUUUGGGUCCUUUUGUCUGCAUGUGUCUUUUUCUGGCCUAUUUAGUACAUUCCCCAUCUGUAGAUCAUGAAAAAAAAUGGAUAAUUUAAACAAAUGUCAGGAAUUAAUUUAUGAUUUGAGGUUCUAAAAUUACAGCCAAAAAAUUGACAUGAGCAAGAGCAGGUGGUGGUACCAUGUCAAGUAUAUUCUUUGCAGCUGCUACCGUGUCCACAUUAAACCAGUAUACCACCAACAGUGCUGAAUAUGAGGCAAAUGCUUAUGCAAAAUGAAUGUAGCAAUUCCCACCUGAACUUUUCACCCAAUAUUGUUUUAUUCCCUCCUCACCCAUCUUGGAGUUUUCACAGCAGUCUGGUAGCAUCUGAAUUUUCUGGUCUUAGACUUCCCUUAAUGAUGUGAAUUUUCUUCUGUUUGCACUGAACCAAGGGAUGCACAGAUCAAUUAAUCAAUCAACCAGUACCUCUCCUCACUUGUCAAUUAUCACUUCUAUUUCUUUUCGCUUUGGUAAUCAAUGUCAAAAUUCCAAGUAAAGCAUGAACCAUUUCAAAAGGCAAGUCUUUAUUAAUAAAAUCAAAGGUGAUCCAGAUCUCUAAGAAAUGCUUUUUGCCUUUAUAUUAGCUUUGCUAUUUUCCAGGUUUCUCUCUCCCCCCCUUUAAUAAAAGAGUUUGGAAUUCCCUUGUUAUUUUAUGUCCUGCUGAGAGCCAUUUCCAAUUUAUUAAGGUCCUAAAUUCUGGGAGAAACAUGAGAGCUUGCAUGGGAGAAUAUAAUGUGUUGGGGGCAGAGACUUGACUUUCUGUCGGAUCCAUAUCACAGGUGCACAUCCAGAAGAACCAAAUCAGCGUAAGGCCAGUAUUUGCAUCCAACAGCCAAAGCAUCUGCAGAACUGAAACCCCAUCUUUUUUUGAGGUAGGGCAGGGGUCUUCAAACUUGACCCUUUUAUGACUUACGGAUUUCAACUCCCAGAAAUCCUCAGCCAGCCACACUGGCUGAGGAAUUCUGGGAGUUGGAAGUCCACAAGUCAUAAAAGGACCAAGUUUGAAGACCCCUGAGGUAGGGUUUUGAUUGUUUGGUCCUGGUUAUCAUCUUUUUUAAAAAAACAAAAUCCCACUGGAUAAUCCAGUCUAGCCUUUGCUCUAGAGCAGUGUUUCUCAACCUCAGUAGCUUUAAGUUGUGGGGACUUCAACUCUUGCUUGGCUGGGGAAUUCUAAGACUUGAAGUCCACACACCUUAAAGUAGCCAAGGUUGAGAAACAUUGUUCUAGACUGAAGAUACCAGUGACUACAGACCUGACCACCAUUUUGAUUUUCUCUUAUAGCCCAGGGUGUCUGACACAUUAUUCUAAAAACUGCAGGAAACUGAAAAGGUUUGAGUGGCUUCCUAUUUCUGAUGCUUCUGUAAGACAGCAUUUACACAAUCACAAAACUUCGCUAUAGCCAAAGAAUCAGAUGGGAAAAUGUGAUACACUCUACCUUCUAUGGUGAUUACAGUAGUAGAAUUCAUAAUGAAAUCACAUUGAUCUUUAUGGAGCUGAAUUGUACCAAUUAUACUUCUGAAAAUGCACACUUGUAGUUAAUUAGGCAUGUGGGAAAUUAGGUAUUCUUUAACAAUUUUAGGAAUAUCUUUCAAGACCUGGUUUAUUCUGGUUUAUUUAUUGGAUUUGGUGGUGCGAUUUACCAAGAUAUUUGAAAAAUAUUGAUAUAGGUAGCACCAGAGAAAAUAAUCUGCAAACGAUGGAUAUCACAGUUACAAGAUCUUGUAGUUUGACCUAGACUUGAAAUUUAAACUAGAGCGUUAUUAUAGAGACUGAACUCUUUUCUCUUGUUAGUAAUUACCCAAAUAGCAAAGGGGUCAGCUUGUCUUUUUAGAGGCUCUCCAGCUAUCUCCAUUCCAAUAAGAAAGUAUAUUGAUCACAUCAUUGGCAACAAGAAACAGCAACAAUAAAGAAAAUAAAGCAAGUUUAGUGGAUUACUUUAAAUCUCAAGAUUCGGAUUGCCUUCUCUUUUAAUAAGCAUUUUCAGUACACAUUUUGGUGCAUUGUGAUCGAAUGUUGUGGUAAAAUGAGUCUUGCCCAGUAUUUUGCAGCUUUCAGUGUGUGUGCGUGUGUACACGUCUUCCUGAAGGAUCGCAUGAUUCCCAUGGUUUUCCUAUGCUGGAAAGUCUUUUUAUAUUGCCUACCAGUAGUGAUGAUACUACAUAGUGCAAAGUGGACAUUUGUGACAUAAUUAAACUUUAUUUUGAAGUGUG
Messenger RNA from Crotalus tigris (Tiger rattlesnake), 6005 nucleotides. Its product is annotated as hexokinase-1. Gene Ontology annotation, cellular component: cytosol; mitochondrion. NCBI's taxonomy places the organism in Eukaryota, Metazoa, Chordata, Lepidosauria, Squamata, Viperidae. Gene Ontology annotation, molecular function: fructokinase activity; glucokinase activity; mannokinase activity. The transcript is spliced from 18 exons. Gene Ontology annotation, biological process: glucose 6-phosphate metabolic process; intracellular glucose homeostasis; glycolytic process. The record is from RefSeq and is a predicted model, not a curated record. The coding region runs from base 825 to 3578 and encodes 917 amino acids.